AUGGGGAUGGCCAUUCCAGAAGAAGAGUACGGGGAGUCUGAAGCUGCAGGUCUCAUAGGGCAUACAUCCCUGUGCACGGGACUCUCUGGCCUGCCCGGGGUCCUGACCCUCUGCCCUUCUCCGGCCCAGGUUCUUCUGCUGGAAGCAGCAGGGCAGCCCGCAGGCCCGGGCAAUGACCUGCCGGCCCCCCAGAGCACCCUACCGCCCUGGAACGAGGACUUCCUCCCUGAUGCCAUCCCGCUCGCCCACCCAGGGCCCCGAAGGAGAAGGCCCACGGGCCCAGCGGGGCCCCCAGGGCAGACGGGACCGCCAGGGCCUGCAGGUCCCCCAGGCUCCAAAGGUGACCGGGGCCAGGCAGGAGAGAAGGGCCCAGCAGGGCCUCCUGGCCUCUUGGGGCCGCCAGGGCCCCGCGGGCUUCCUGGAGAGACGGGGCGCCCCGGGCCCCCCGGCCCCCCUGGCCCAGCGGGCAGCCCGGGCUUCCCUCCGAACGGCCCCCAGGGCGUCCUCUACUCCCUGCAGCCACCGACGGACAAGGGCGACGGAGACUCACAGCCGGCCUCUGCAGCCGUGGACACAGUGCUGGCCGGCGUCCCGGGGCCCCGGGGCCCCCCUGGCCCUCCAGGUCCCCCUGGACCACAUGGUCCCCCAGGACCCCCAGGUGUCCCUGGAUCCCAGGGCCUGGCCGGAGAGCGGGGCGUGACGGGACCGGCUGGCGAGCCUGGCGGGAAGGGGCAAGAGGAGGACAAAGCUGCUGCAGAGGGUGAGGGGGUACAGCAGCUGCGGGAGGCCCUGAAGAUCCUGGCAGAGAGAGUCCUCAUCCUGGAGCACAUGAUUGGGAUCCAUGAUCCCCUGGCCUCCCCCGAGGGGGGCUCUGGCCAAGAUGCUGCCCUGAGAGCCAACCUGAAGAUGAAGCGUGGUGGCUCCCCGCCUGACGGUGCGCUCGCUGCCCUGCUCGGCCCCGACCCCGGGCAGAGGAGGGCUGGCCAGGCCGGUGGCGGCAAGUGAGAGGCCAGCUCUUCAGGACAAGCCCCAGCCCUGCCAGAGAGCCAGCCCAGAGGCCUGUGUUGCCCGGCUGGCUCCUAGACACCCCAAGUGGGCCUGGGCUCCGGACACCGACGAUCAUGAGGGACACUGGCCCCCAGGGCCUGGGGGGACUUGGGGACAGAUGGCAGCUCCAGAGGCAGGGUCCAGAGGGCCCCAGCACCCUUGGCAGAGCCCUUUGCUGGUCCCUGCCCUCCCCACCCUCACUUUCUGCAGGAGACAGGAUCUGGGUGGGCUGGGCAGGGCCUGAGAAUAAUCCUAAUACUCAUCAUUUACUGAGUCUGGGCCUGUCCAAGGAGCUUUCCCUGCACCGUCUCAUUUAACCCUUAGGAGGUAGGCUUGAUAUCCCCACUUUCCACGGGAGGAUGGAGGCCUGGCGAGUAUAAAUAACCUGCCGAGGCCACGGGACCAGGGACAGCUGGGGCAGGAUUUGAACCCCGGCCUCCCGGUUCCUUAACCCUAGACCGUGCCAGGUUCCUGCCUUCACGGAGAAACUCAGGGUGGGCGCAGGGCUGGAGGGGAAGGGGGCUGGACCAGCCAGCAGGGAAGGAAGGCAGGGUCCUGGGCCUCCUUCCUCAACCCCCGACCCUGGGCUUGGGGUCUGCUCCAGGGUCUGGCAGCGCCAGGGAGACCCUGAAUAAACCCGGGACGCUCCCACGGACUUGGGGAUAGUGAGGGAGGGGCCCUGGGGUGCAGGGCCCUUCCAACCAAACCGGCACCACCCACCGCUGCCUCCCAGGCUCAACCCACCCAGCCCAGCAGGGCCCUCCUGCCCCUGAGCCCAGAGGAGGGAGUAUUUCCUGGGACGGCAGCUCUGCCCUCUCUGGGAAUCUCUAGGGUCGGCCAUUUCUGCAGCAUACGGCAAGUCCCGCGUCCCCUUGACCACCUAGAGACAGGACAUUGUCCGAGUCCCGGGCCCCGUCGGGAGAGACGCUGCCCCCUUCAGGGCCGUGGGCCCAGGCGGCAGGCUCCAGAGCAGACGCCCGGGGCCGGGGAUCCCAGAGCAGCUCAGACCACAGCCCUCAAGGCCUCUCAGGCCAUGGGUCCCCUGUGACCCGGACCGGCCCUGGUGCUCCUCUCUUGCUGGGCCAGGACCCAGUCUCAGCCGCUGACUCGGAGGUUUGGGUGCCACCCCGAGUGGUGUCUCCUCUCAGGGCAGGAUCCGUCUGUCCCCAGCGUCCUUGGUGCUCCCCGGGAGGUUGUGGUCAGGCCCCGGCCACCUCCCCCUGCCUGGGGGCCGAGGUGCGGCAGUCAGAGGCGGGCGGGAAGUCUGCAAUUCUCUGACAAUAAAGGUGCUGUCCCCCCCCUC
Leptonychotes weddellii (Weddell seal) is the source of this 2350-nucleotide messenger RNA. The record is from RefSeq and is a predicted model, not a curated record. NCBI's taxonomy places the organism in Eukaryota, Metazoa, Chordata, Mammalia, Carnivora, Phocidae.